Molecule: messenger RNA, 339 nt
Organism: Colletotrichum orchidophilum
Lineage: Eukaryota; Fungi; Ascomycota; Sordariomycetes; Glomerellales; Glomerellaceae
Exons: 1
Coding region: 1-339 (112 amino acids)
Source: RefSeq, a predicted model, not a curated record
AUGGUGCUAACACAGGCUACCGCAAGACAUGCAGGAACCGCGCCGCCUCUGUUAGACUUGUUCCUCUCAAUUUUUCCUCCAAAUUUGCUACCGCAAACCGCUCCAUACGGCAAACAGCGCCGCACCCCGGCCACUCCGAACUCUCCCCCGCUCCUUGUGGUUCCUCUGUUAGGCCUGCUACCGCGAGGAUCAUCCAUGGGGCGAUGCAACCGUCAAAAGGUGGGGGUAAACGGCAGUGGCUUCGACGAUGUCUUCUUCCGCAGGUCCAAGAUCCAGUCAGUCUGUAGUCACCGGUGGCUGACAGACCAGCUGCAACUUACAACAUCCACAGGGAGAUGA